Messenger RNA from Ctenocephalides felis (cat flea), 2322 nucleotides. RefSeq names its product CTL-like protein 2 (gene Ctl2). The record is from RefSeq and is a predicted model, not a curated record. Gene Ontology annotation, molecular function: transmembrane transporter activity. Gene Ontology annotation, biological process: transmembrane transport. The transcript is spliced from 15 exons. The coding region runs from base 112 to 2259 and encodes 715 amino acids. Gene Ontology annotation, cellular component: membrane. NCBI's taxonomy places the organism in Eukaryota, Metazoa, Arthropoda, Insecta, Siphonaptera, Pulicidae.
UAGUGAACUAUUUUUUUGGCAAACAAGAAAUUUAGAAAUUGUGUUCUAAAUUCUCUGGAUUUAUGCAUAACUGAAAAAUGAAAAGCAGUGACUAACAGGGAUUUCUGUCUGAUGGUCCGCAUUGCCGAUAAAAAAUACACAAUGUCGGACGACGAAUCGACCCACGCAGUCGACAAAGGUGAACCAAUGCGGUACGAUCCCGAUUUUCGAGGUCCCUUAAGGAACAGAUCCUGCACGGACGUUUUUUUCCUAAUUUUAUUCAUAGUUUUUCUGAUUGGAUGGGCAGGAGUAGGAUUUUAUGCUUUGAAAAAUGGAAGCCUGAACAAUAUCUUAGGACCAACUGACAGCCUGGGAAGAAAAUGCGGAGUCGACUCCGACGUUCUGGACAAACCCUAUCUUUUAUUUUUCGAUCUCAUGAAAUGUGCCAAACCAGGAGUUGUCAUCAACGGUUGUCCAACACCACAGAUUUGUGUCCAGGAAUGUCCAUCAGACAAUUUCGCCUUCGACACUCAUGUGAGUAGGACAACUAACGUCAAUGAAAUUCGGCAAAGACUAUUUUGUAAACCAGAAAUUGAUAAAAGAAGCCAAAUUGUUGAUUUCGACUCUGCCAGAAGACUUGUGCAAAAUGAGCAAUGUGCUGCCUGGCAUUUGAAGAGCCAACCUGUGUCGCGUCGGUGCAUACCGAACCCUGUGAAUCGUACCGAACUGCACAUCGAAGGAUUCUCGCCGGAUUCACUGAGGAAGGCAUUGCGAAACGUCAAGCGAAUGGCAAGGGCGAACGAGGUCGGCACAAUGUUCGUCGAAGACAUCGUCGCAUCCUGGUGGAAAAUCCUAUUGACAUUAUGCUGUUCUAUGUUGGUUUGCCUUUGCUACAUCGUCCUGAUGAGAUGGCUGGCUGCACCCAUGGUCUGGUUUUCCAUAUUUGGAGUUCUGUGUAUGCUGGCAUUUGGUACGUACUUAACGUUCAGGAACUACAUACGUUUAAAACAUUCUGAUAUUGAACGUUCUGUGGCAAAUACGAAUAUCAAAAAUGCCGUCAAAAAUAUUUUUGAUAAAGAAGGCUACUGGUUGACUUUAGGAAUCAUCUUGGCUAUUUUAUUCGUAAUAUUGCUCCUGGUCGUCAUAUUCUUGAGAAAGAAAAUUGUCGUGGCCAUUGCCCUUAUUAAGGAAGGCAGCAGGGCCGUGAGUUCUGUAACUACAACCCUGGCUUUUCCAAUAUUUCCCUGGAUUUUCCAAACUUUGGUUAUAGCUUAUGCUGUAGUUAUAGCCUUGCAUCUUUCAUCGAUUGGAGAACAAGAUUUCAAAAUUGUGGGAAUGACUGACGACUGGUCUUGCAGUGGCGAAGCAGUAGGAUACAAGAAUAAUGUAUCGUGUACUCCAGAACUGUUCAACAGAUAUUGCACACGAAGAUUCAAUAAUCAUCCCGAUGAAUUUGCUACGUGCCAUUUGAAGGGCAUCGACAAUCCACCACAAGUUGGAUGGUUCCAUGCUUACAACGUGUUAGGAUUUUUCUGGGUGCUGUUCUUCAUAUCAGCUUUGGGUGACAUGAUUUUGGCUGCAACUUUUGCAACAUGGUACUGGACUUUUAAUAAAGAUGAUGUGCCUUACUUUACCUUGACAGCAGGACUUAUGAGAACGAUAAGGUAUCAUUUGGGUACUUUAGCCUUUGGUUCGCUGAUUUUAGCAAUAUGUCGAAUAAUCAGAGUUAUUUUGGAGUACAUCGACCAGAAGUUGAAGAAAUUUGAUAAUCCUUGCACUCGAUGCUUGCUGUGCUUUUUGAAAUGCUUCUUUUGGUGUUUGGAGAAUUUUAUUAAAUUUAUCAACAAAAAUGCUUAUAUAAUGUGUGCAAUCCACGGUAAGAAUUUCUGUGCAAGUGCUAGAGACUCCUUUGCACUAAUUUUGCGAAAUUGUACGAAAUACAUAGUCGUCGAUAAGACUACCGAGUUUGUGUUCUUCAUGUCAAAAGUGUUAAUAAGCGCCGGAAUGGGGGCCCUAUCAUAUUUAUACUUCGGUAACGACUGGGCCCAAUUAAAUGACGACUCCUUGCAUUAUGGAUACGCCCCUGUGAUUUUGGUUGUCAUCGGGACAUUCUUUAUAACAUGCGUCUUCUUCGGUGUUUAUGAUAUGGCUGUCGAUACUUUACUUUUGUGCUUUUUGGAAGACAGCGAACGAAAUGAUGGAUCACCUGAAAGACCUUAUUACAUGUCGAAAGAGCUUAUGAAGAUUUUAGGCCGAAGGAACAAAGUCGUCGAGGACUAGAUUUUACAUCUUUCAGCCAACUUCCAAAUUUUACCGAUUAAUUUGAAUUUAUUUUAAUUUAUU